UAGCAGACUGUGACAGUGCGGAGGGAGAGCGCGCGGAGUCAGUACUUCAGUACUUCAGAGUUCAGAGCGGGGUUCAGAGUCGGCUCACUUUAGUACGGGAUGAACAGCUUCACAGAUUAAGCAGUUAAAUAUCAGCGGAGGAGUCGAUUCACGGGAGUGUAUAUCUGAUCCAGCUGCGUGUGGAUAUGUUUCAGCAGGGAAGCUCGUUUACGGUACUUAUUUAGAGGCUGGGGGGAGAAAUGAAGUUCUCAGUGAUCUGAAGUAUCUGGAGAUGGAUCCCAAACACGAUAUGAAGUGUAAAAUGGUUGUGGUGGGCGACAGCCAGUGCGGGAAAACCUGUCUGCUGAGCGUCUUCGCCAAGGACUCGUUUCCAGAGGGUUAUGUUCCCACGGUGUUUGAGAACUACACAGCCAGCUUCGAGAUAGACUCUCUGAGAGUGGAGCUCAGUCUCUGGGACACUUCAGGUUCCCCUUAUUACGACAAUGUGCGGCCGCUGUCCUACCCUGAUGCAGAUGCGGUUCUCAUCUGCUUCGACAUCAGCCGACCAGAGACCCUGGACAACGUGCUUCGUAAGUGGAAAGGAGAGAUUGAAGAAUUCUGCCCUAACACUAAAAUGCUCCUGGUGGGUUGCAAGUCAGACUUGCGCACAGACCUGGCUACCUUUGUGCAACUUUCCAACGAGAUGCCACUGUCCUAUGAUCAGGGAUCAAACAUGGCCAAGCAACUGUCAGCUCCCUACAUCGAGUGUUCUUCUCUACAGUCAGAAAACAGCGUGAGGGACAUUUUUCACGUAGCUACGCUGGCCUGCGUCAACAAGAACAACAAGAACGUCAAACGCCACAAGUCCUCCAGAGCCACCAAGAGAUCCUCCCACAUGCCCAGCAGACCUGAGCUAGACUCCAUGUCCUGCCUGAACAAGACCAAGGCCAAAACCUGCUCUGUCAUGUGAGUGGAAUAACCGAGAAAUAUAAAACAGACUCUCAGGAGAUGUUACUUCCACAUGGAUUCAUUUCCCAUUGGGAUUUGUCCAAGAAAAAACACAUCCAUUAGAAAGUUAAUGGAACAUGAACUGGGAGAUAAUAUUUGCACUUUAUAAAAGUUUUCAUGGACUCCUCUCCAGCUGUAAGAUGGUUUCACCAUAUGCAGCUAUUUUUGAGAGCUUCACUGCACUGAGGCUGAAACAGGCGAGACGUGAAUUAAUGAUGAUGAAGCUUUCAUUGAUGUUCCACAGCCUUACUUCCCUUUUUAAUAUAUGCAGCCUAGAACUGAUGGAGUCGAACAUUAGGCCUGCUGUGGCCAUCGAGGAAAUUUCAGAACUCUGUGUUGUUAAUCUUUAAAUUCCUACAGCAGGCGCACAAAAUGUGAAGACAAGACUGGAAGCUAGGAGCUCUUCUUCUUAUUUCCAGGAUAUUUCCUCCUUUUGGAUUGAGUCUUGAGACAGUCACCCAGUUUGUGGAUAUACAGUAACUAACACACCUUCAUAAAUCUACCACUCGUGUCUGAAUGGUCUGUUACACUAACCUCAAAUGUGAUCCUUGACCAAAGUGAAGCUUGAUGUGCUGUGGUUCGUCCAGAAACCAAACCCACUGCAAAUACGUAUGGAGAAUUUUUGGUGCCAAGUUUUGUAAAUGAAACAUGAAGCAAUAAAUGAAGUUUAAAUGUU
Molecule: messenger RNA, 1663 nt
Organism: Astyanax mexicanus (Mexican tetra)
Lineage: Eukaryota; Metazoa; Chordata; Actinopteri; Characiformes; Acestrorhamphidae
Gene: rnd3b
Product: Rho family GTPase 3b
Exons: 5
Coding region: 272-949 (225 amino acids)
Biological process (GO): small GTPase-mediated signal transduction
Molecular function (GO): GTP binding; GTPase activity
Source: RefSeq, a predicted model, not a curated record